AGUACCAGCUGACUCUGGUACGGUCUGACUGAUACUGACGCUGAAGGCUUGGAUGAUAACUGGGCAGAAUCUGAGAAAAGCAUUAACGGUUCCGAGACACGCAGCAAAGGGCGUUGUGUCGUAUACUAACUAAAACGUAUUAAAAAACAAACAAAAAAAAAAAAAAACAUUUCAUUCUGCAUUUACCAAGAUGUCAGGCAAAGACAGAAUCGAUGUCUUCCCGUCCCGAAUGGCACAGACCAUCAUGAAGGCUCGAUUGAAAGGGGCUCAGACCGGACGCAACCUUCUGAAGAAAAAAGCCGACGCCCUGACGAUGCGCUUCAGACAGAUUCUUCGGAAGAUUAUUGAGACCAAGACCCUUAUGGGGGAAGUGAUGAGGGAAGCUGCUUUCUCAUUGGCUGAGGCCAAAUUUGCAGCUGGAGACUUCAGCACUACUGUAAUCCAGAAUGUUAACAAAGCUCAGGUGAAGGUCCGGGCUAAGAAAGAUAAUGUAGCAGGUGUGACUCUGCCUGUGUUUGAGCACUACCAUGAAGGAGGAGAUAGUUACGAGCUGACUGGACUGGCACGGGGCGGAGAGCAGCUCGCCAAACUGAAGAGGAACUACGCCAAAGCUGUGGAGCUGCUGGUGGAACUGGCCUCCCUGCAGACUUCCUUCGUCACUCUGGAUGAAGCCAUCAAGAUCACUAACCGGCGUGUUAACGCUAUCGAACACGUGAUCAUCCCACGUAUCGAGCGCACGCUGUCUUACAUCAUAACUGAGCUGGAUGAGCGAGAGCGAGAGGAGUUCUACAGGUUGAAAAAGAUCCAGGAGAAGAAAAAGCAAAUCAAGGAGAGGAAUGAGAUCGAGAGGGUGGCUCGCUGCGCUGAGCUGGGUGUAGUAGAAGAACCAGCCAACAUGCUGAUGGACGAGAGGGAUGAAGACCUGCUCUUUGAGUAGCCACAAGGACCAGCAUGCCAGGCUCUGAAUUACAUGGAUAUCAGUUGUAUUUAUUGUGAGUGCUCAUGUUGUCCUGCGAUCUGUGGAGAAAAACAAACUUUUAUGUUUUUUUGUCUAACUACAGACUACUUCCCGAAAGGUGCUUUUGUUGUUGUUGUUGUUGUUGUUGUUGUUAUCCAGAAAUGUGUGUUGUUCAAUGCAAAAACUAUAAAAUAUUCAUGUUGUCUGCAAGUGAAGGUUUUUUAUGAUUUAAAUACCUGAUUGUUAAAUAUUCUGGAUUUACUAAUAAAGUCACUGAUCAAGGUCCAAUACA
Molecule: messenger RNA, 1250 nt
Organism: Polyodon spathula (Mississippi paddlefish)
Lineage: Eukaryota; Metazoa; Chordata; Actinopteri; Acipenseriformes; Polyodontidae
Product: V-type proton ATPase subunit D
Exons: 9
Coding region: 191-937 (248 amino acids)
Cellular component (GO): proton-transporting V-type ATPase complex
Molecular function (GO): proton-transporting ATPase activity, rotational mechanism
Source: RefSeq, a predicted model, not a curated record